This is a messenger RNA of Caenorhabditis remanei, 1803 nucleotides long. RefSeq lists its product as uncharacterized. The coding region runs from base 1 to 1803 and encodes 600 amino acids. The record is from RefSeq and is a predicted model, not a curated record. Lineage: Eukaryota; Metazoa; Nematoda; Chromadorea; Rhabditida; Rhabditidae. The transcript has 7 exons. Gene Ontology annotation, cellular component: plasma membrane.
AUGAAAAGGGUAUUACCAUCAGUUCUCUGGUCCCUCUUUCUACUCGUUACCGUAACCCAUUCGCUGGAAAAAACGGCGCCAGAUCUACUGGGAAAAGUGUGUGCAUUCGGUGAUUUCAAUGCGGAUCGCAACACGGAUAUACUCGUUUUCAACAAUGGAAGUUUGACUAUAAAUUAUCAAGAAACGAAGCUAUUGGACGUGUUGGAAGCGUCGAAAUUCACUCAAGGAACCUCGUUUGUCGUCGGAAAAUCAGAUUUGAAUCCGGAAUUGGUUGAAUGUUCAGUUGGAGACUUUAAUGGAGACUCUAGACUCGAUGUCCUGGUCUCAAUCCGCGAUGCCGACGGUCUCUACAACCACACCCUAUGGACAUCUGACGUCGAAAACGAGAAGGAAAUCUUCCGCCCAUUCCACGUGGAUUUCCUCCAACAACACGCGAUGGCAAUCGACGUGACGAAUGACGGAUGGACUGAUAUUUUGGGUUUCUAUCCGAAUGGAACAAUGUUUUGUUCACAAGUCGGAAAGCAGGGAACGGUUUAUCCGAUUGUUCACGGGUGUGAUAACGAGUUCACCAGUUUCCCCGAUUCACUGAACAUUUUCCCAGGAAUGCCACAUUUAUUCGUUGAUUUGAAUUCCGAUCUCAUCGCCGACAUCAUUUUCAUGACAAAAGACACCGAUGGAUCGCUCGUGAUGAAUGUGUGGCAAUUGACAAAAAUCGGUUGGCAAUACCGUGACUGGAUCCCAAAAAUCUCGGUGAACCAAUACGCGAACCUCGCCGCGCCGAUCGUCAUGGACUUUGACUCGGACGGAGAAAUGGACAUUCUCGUUCCGAUUUGUCAGGAUUCGAGUUGCAAUCGAUUCGCCCAAUUGGCCUCGUGGUCAAAGACGAAAUCAUGGGGAACAGUGACGAUUGAUAUGCAGGAUUAUACGGUCAAACGGGAACCAUUCUCUCUUGUUGUAUUCCGUGUUGGAGAAUUCUCUUUGGACAGUUUCCCCGAUAUUACUGCUAUCAUCCAGUCUAGGGCAAACUCCCGUCCCAUUGUGAAAGUGAUAGAAAAUGCGGAAUGCAAGAAUUGCGAAAAGAACGGAACUCGUCGAUUCGAACUCCGGAAGUUAGAGUUCGUCCAACCAAGGAAUAUGUCACUUGGAGUCAUUAAAAUGGGAACUUUUUUUGAUUUAUUGGAAGAUGGAUCACUUGAUUUGUUGGUUGAAUACGAGUACGGUAAUCAGACACGUUUCGGAUUCAUCUACUGUCCCGAUAAGGGUGAUACGACGUUUCUGAAAGUGCAAGUGUUCACCGGAGUGUGCAGUGACAACAGAUGUAAUCCAAAAUCAAAUGAAAUCGGAUCAAGUAUCAGUAUGACGGGAGCGUGUGCAUCGUUCUCGAUGACUGAUGGAUGGGGUGGAAGUACUCAGAGUGUCGCGUGUCAAGUACCUUCCUCUUCCCACAGAUCACUCUAUUUGCCAUUUUUGUUGUACGGAUUGGGAAGAAGUCCCAAUUUUGUCGAUGAGCUCAACAUCGCCAUUCCAAAAUACGCGGAUCGUAAAGAGGACUGGAAGACAAGUCUGAAACAAAUCGUUCCGAACUCUCGUAUCAUCGUCCUCCCCCCGUCAACAGAGUAUCCACAUUGGAGUAGUCGACUCUAUGUUACACCAUCUGCACUCAUUGUUCAGAGUCUCGCCGUGAUCGCCCUUGUGUGUUGUAUGCUCCUAAUGGUCGUCGUAUUUCUACACUAUCGUGAGAAGAAAGAGGAUCGAUACGAACGACAGCAACAGUCGCAUCGUUUCCAUUUCGAUGCCAUGUAG